This is a messenger RNA of Scatophagus argus, 3222 nucleotides long. It is a transcript of the gene galr2b, whose product is annotated as galanin receptor 2b. Gene Ontology annotation, molecular function: G protein-coupled receptor activity. Gene Ontology annotation, cellular component: membrane. Bases 174 to 1310 code for a protein of 378 amino acids. The transcript has 3 exons. Lineage: Eukaryota; Metazoa; Chordata; Actinopteri; Scatophagidae. The record is from RefSeq and is a predicted model, not a curated record. Gene Ontology annotation, biological process: G protein-coupled receptor signaling pathway.
GUAAGAUACCAGCAGCACAGACAGAUAGCCAUGUACACUGGGAGAACAGAGGCUCUGCUGUGAGGAGUAUGAGCAUCUUAACAGAGCAGGUCUGCUGACACUGUUGUUCUGAGUCUGAGCAGAGUGCUUGAAGCUGUGGAUACUGCUCAACCACCAUCAGCCCGACUUGCAAAAUGUCUGACUUUGAAGAUUUCAGCAAGCCAGGGGCGCAGGCGAAUGUGUCUGAAAGCUACCAGCUGAACCCCACCAGCGUGAUUGUGUCAGUGGUCUUCUCCCUGAUCUUCCUUCUGGGCACCAUCGGCAACAGCCUGGUCCUCGCCGUGCUUCUGCGGAGCGGCCAGCUCGGAUACAACACCACCAAUCUGUUCAUACUCAACCUGAGCGUGGCCGACUUCUUCUUCAUCAUCUUCUGCGUUCCUUUCCAGGCCACCAUCUACUCUUUGGAAGGCUGGGUGUUUGGCUCCUUCAUGUGCAAAGUGGUCCACUUCUUCAUCAACCUCACCAUGUAUGCCAGCAGCUUCACGCUCGCCGCCGUUUCUGUUGACAGGUAUCUGGCCAUUCGUUACCCACUACGCUCCAGAGAGCUAAGGACCCCUCGUAACGCAGUGGUUGCCAUGGUGAUCAUCUGGGGUCUUUCUCUAGUCUUUGCCGGUCCCUAUCUCAGCUACUAUGACCUGAUUGAUUACGACAACAGCACUGUGUGCAUCCCCGGCUGGGAGGAGCAGAACCGGAAGGUGUUGGACACGUGCACCUUCCUGUUCGGCUACGUCAUCCCCGUGCUGAUCGUGAGUCUAUCCUACACCCGAACCAUCAAGUACCUGUGGACGGCUGUCGACCCUCUGGACGGCAUGUCAGAAUCCAAAAGGGCCAAACGCAAAGUCACCAAAAUGAUCAUCAUUGUCACUGUGCUUUUCUGCAUAUGCUGGCUGCCAUACCACGUGGUGAUCUUGUGCUACCUGUAUGGAGACUUCCCUUUCAAUCAGACCACCUAUGCCUUCAGGCUUCUAUCUCACUGCAUGGCCUACGCCAACUCUUGUGUCAACCCCAUUGUGUACGCGCUGGUGUCCAAGCAUUUCCGCAAAGGCUUCAAGAAAGUGUUCAGCUGCAUCCUCAGUAAAAAUGGCAGGAAUAAGGUUCAUGUGGUUCACGUAGCCAACACUGUGCCUGGGUUUGAAGCAGGAUCCACAGAGGUGUCCCACAUGAACGAGGAGAACAUUCGACAGAACGAGUGUGAGAUGAUUAACAGGCCGGUGGCAGAGCCGAGGGAAGCCACGGUGACACUAAAUCUGCCAUUUCAGCGGCAGACUUGACAAGUGAUUCAGCUUUUCGGUACAGCUUGCCUUAUGUGAAAGACAUUUCAGCUAAUGUUUAAAAAAAAAGUGCAAACUCCUUAUCACCACAUUCACAUGCACAAACAUAUUUACACAAAGUAUUAACUGUAUAGAAUGAGUCUACAGCCAAAAAUGUGAUUGUGUUUUUGUCAGAUACUACUUACAAUGUUCCAGUAACUCAGCCAGAAAGGUUUACGUUUACUAAAAAUGAAAGAUUCUCAGUAUUUCCUGUUUCCACCGUUUGCCUUAACCAUGGCUUGCACUUUCAGUUUGUUUCUUUUUCUUCUUCCGUAUUUGAAAAUCUACAUUAUUACAGCACUUUCUAAAGAGCAGCACAGAAUGUGUCUCAUAAUGUUACAGUAUGUUCCACCUUUUUGAAACGGUCCCGCGGAUUGGCUGGUCACUGCGGGGUGAAAUUCGUGUAAACCAGCCGCCGUUCGCUCUUCGCCUCAAACAGGGUAAAGUCAUAACGCUCUGAAACAAAGACAUUCCUCUGCAAAGUGGUUCCCCUGUUGAUGUGAAGUCCAUCCUCUGCCCGUCGACACCACGGCAGCAUUUCCGACCCCAUGUUUGACUGUAUGCUCUGCUACGCACAUCUCUCGUAGGGUCUUUUCCUCGCAUAAACUCAACCGCAGCUUCAAUCUCGAAAGACUCUAUUUGAAAGCGUGAAUCUGUUGUAGAUUUUUCUAAGUAGAGCAGGAUGUAAUUUGAUUUGUUUCCUUUUGUAUCUUGCAUGCAGAUGCUGUUCUGUCUGGUCAAGAUAUUACUGUUAUAACUAGUACAUAUUAAUUAUAUAUGUUAGAACAUUAAAAACCAACUGUGAAACACUACAAACAUGAUAUUCAGUUAUAUUUGAGUUUCAAACCAGCAUUUAAAAUCUCAAAUUUUGCAUUAAUAUCUGGUGUAAGAAGCUGAAGGUUCAGGUGUCAAAAGUUAUAAACUUAGUAAAAAGAAAAGAAUUAACAUUUCAUAAAUGUUAAAAGCAAAGGGUACUCAAUAGAAGUCCAAAAUCUUUGGACUCAACGGCAAAACAUGUCCUUGCUUUACUUGUAUUUUGCAAAGACUGUGUGCAUGCUUGCUUGGUGUAAACUACUCAGUAUUAAUUAAUACGUUUGUUAUGAGUGCACUUAGACAUUUACGAGUUCUGUGUUUUAAAUUGUGUCAAUUUUGUGUAUUUAAAGUUCUGAACGAAAUACGCCGAUUUGUUUCGAUCUUUUCUCCAGAUGAAAACAGAUGGAGAGACAGAUUCACUCUGUCUCUCUCGCUCUGUUUCGCUGUAAGCUUGUGUCCUACCUCAGAGCUGUAAAAAGAAAAAAAAAUCCUCUUAUUUGUGUUCCAUUCAGAUUGCGUAAGAUGCAAUUUUCCCCCUCAGAGAAUAAUUUCUGAACAGAUCAUUUUCCUUUGCACUGACCAAUUUUCGUCCAGUGUCUCUACUGUGAUUUUCUUAGCAUCUCUGGUAAAUACUGAAGUGUCUCUCUGUUUAUUCUGCUAGAUAAUAUUUUCAAACACAACAGCCUGUAGAGUUUAAGAAAACAUUAUAUAUUUAAAUAGAUAUUCAUCAAAAUGUUUUAAAACAAAAUGUACUUGAAUGACCAAAUAAAAUAUUUUCUGCUGUGAGGGUUUUAGUGCAGGUUUUAUUUCAAUUCACAAUGGGCAUAAAUGUGAACAGAAAUAAACUGUAACACACCAAAUUAUCUAUGAUCAAACAUAAGCUACUGCUCCAAUAACUGUCCAGAAAGGGGACGGAAUUAAUGCUGUCUUGUAGAUUAAUAAAGGAACCUAUUAACUUCUAAUAAAGGCAAUUUGAAGGUAUUUUCAGACCUUCUGUGUAUUCUCCAUCAUGUUUCAUUAACUGUUUGCUCUGCUUUAUUGUCACUGCACCACAGGACAC